CCGUUAUCCAUUUGCCCCUCCCCUCCCCGCGUAGCAGCCGACAAGUCCGCUUCAAGACUCCCUUGGUCUCCGUCGCCUCGAGCGCGGCCAUGGGCGCCGCCGGCCUCCCGGCACCGGGGUGCUUGCAAAAGGUUGGGCAAGGUGCUGUGUUGGACAUGUUUGGACUGAAGACGGUCAGCUAUAGAACACACAAGACGUUCAAGUUUCAGUGCGUUGCAUCCAAUGGGCCUCGAUUUGGGACUGAUCUUUCUAAUAAGAAGAAAAUUAAAAGCAGGAAGAAGGCAAAGGAUGUUGCACUGGAUAAAAGCAAGGUAGCAUCUGGAGACUCAAAGAACGAGGAACAGUGGGCACCAGAAUUAGGAACUGGAAGAGAAAACAAAUCUGGUAAAACAGUCAUGGAUAAGAAAUUUCUGGAAAAAAUUGAAGCUGUUCGAAGGUCUGCACUUGAUAAAAAGAAAGUUGAGGAGAAGAAAACUUAUCAAGCUAUUGAUUAUGAUGCUCCAAUUGAAUCAGAUAAGAGUACAAUUGGCUUUGGUACAAGGGUUGGAAUUGGCAUAGCUGUUGUGGUCUUUGGACUAGUUUUCACUCUUGGGGAUUUUCUUCCUUAUGGAAGUGAUAGUCCUAGCAAGGAAAGCACGGUGGUCAACAAACAACUUUCUGCAGAGGAAAAAACAAAUUUUAAGAGAGCACUUGAAGGGUUCGAAGAAACAUUGACGAAGUCACCUAAUGAUCCUACUGCUCUUGAGGGUGCAGCAGUAUCAUUGGUUGAACUUGGUGAAUAUGAGAAGGCAUCCAGUCUACUUGAGAAACUAGUUAAGGUUAUCCCUGACAAAGCAGAAGCCUAUCGUUUGUUAGGUGAAGUAAAGUUUGAGCUCAAGGAUUACAAGGGGAGUUCUUCAUCAUAUAGGAACUCUUUAUCUGCAUCUGACGGCAUUGAUUUUGAAGUUCUUCGUGGUCUGACAAAUUCAUUAGUUGCUGCUAAGAAGCCAGAUCAGGCAGUUGAAGUAAUUCUCUCUUGCCGCCGGAAGUUGAAUGAAAAGAGUCAAAUACCAAGUGCUGACCUAAAGGCUGCAAAUGACAAAGGUGCUCAGAAGUCUCAAGAUAUUGAUCCUAUCCAAAUUGAUCUUCUUCUAGGGAAGGCCUAUUCUGACUGGGGCCAUAUCAGUGAUGCUGUUACAGUUUAUGAUAAGCUAAUCACAGAACAUCCUGAAGACUUCCGCGGUUAUUUGGCGAAGGGAAUCAUACUGAAGCAGAAUGGCAAGGCAGGCGAUGCAGAAAGAAUGUUUAUUCAGGCCAAAUUCUUCGCCCCAGAGGCAGCGAAGGCACUUGUUGAUAUUUAUGCACAGAGAUAGAGACAUAUGGCAUAUCAGGUUGAUUGAAACACACCGCCAAACUCAGGCUAUCGUGGACCCUAUACUGGCCAAGAAAAUGUAAGCGAGGGCUACAAUCCAAGUUGAGGAAGGGAAAAGGCAACAGGAGAAGAACAGAGUUCGAAGGGAAGGAAAGUAGUUUGAGAAGACUUUGGUUUAAAAUGCCAGGAUAGUGUUCAAUUUUGUUUAAGUCCAAGGCUGGCAUUGUCGCUGCUAUUCCCUUUCUGUUUCAAAGGGGCCUGGUCUGAAGUUGCAUGAAAACUAUGAAUGAAAUGUAUAAGGGGGCGAAAGUUUGCUCGCCUUGCUUCUCCA
This is a messenger RNA of Lolium rigidum, 1682 nucleotides long. RefSeq lists its product as uncharacterized. The transcript has 17 exons. Gene Ontology annotation, molecular function: protein binding. Bases 90 to 1352 code for a protein of 420 amino acids. The record is from RefSeq and is a predicted model, not a curated record. NCBI's taxonomy places the organism in Eukaryota, Viridiplantae, Streptophyta, Magnoliopsida, Poales, Poaceae.